Messenger RNA from Gopherus flavomarginatus (Mexican gopher tortoise), 1964 nucleotides. It is a transcript of the gene KCNC3, whose product is annotated as potassium voltage-gated channel subfamily C member 3. NCBI's taxonomy places the organism in Eukaryota, Metazoa, Chordata, Testudines, Testudinidae. Gene Ontology annotation, cellular component: dendrite membrane; neuronal cell body membrane; voltage-gated potassium channel complex. The record is from RefSeq and is a predicted model, not a curated record. Gene Ontology annotation, biological process: protein homooligomerization; potassium ion transmembrane transport. Gene Ontology annotation, molecular function: delayed rectifier potassium channel activity; protein binding.
UGCCGGGGGGCGCGCCGUGCCCGCCCCCCCCAAUGCUCAGCUCAGUGUGCGUCUCGUCCUUCCGCGGGCGCAAGCCGGGCAGCCAGGCGCCAGCCAAGUCAUGCGCCAGGGGGGACAUGGGCCGGCACGAGGAAAGCGAGAAGAUCGUGAUUAACGUGGGGGGGGUGCGGCACGAGACCUACCGCAGCACCCUGCAGACCCUGCCCGGCACCCGCCUGGCCUGGCUCACCGAGCCCGACGCCUGCAGCAACUUCGACUACGACCCGGCUGCCGACGAGUUCUUCUUCGACCGCCACCCGCAGGUCUUCGCCUACGUCCUCAACUACUACCGUACCGGCAAGCUGCACUGUCCGGCCGACGUCUGCGGCCCGCUCUUCGAGGAGGAGCUGGCCUUCUGGGGCAUCGACGAGACCGACGUGGAGGCCUGCUGCUGGAUGAACUACCGGCAGCACCGGGACGCCGAGGAGGCGCUCGACAGCUUCGAGGCCCCCGAGGCCCAGGACGAGGAGGACGCCGCCGGCGACCUCAAGCGGCUCUGCCUGCAGGAGGACGGACGCCAGGCUGGCUGGUGGCGCCACUGGCAGCCCAAGCUCUGGGCGCUCUUUGAGGACCCGUACUCCUCCAAGAUGGCCAGGUACGUGGCCUUCGCCUCCCUCUUCUUUAUCCUGCUCUCCAUCACCACCUUCUGCCUGGAGACGCACGAGGCCUUCAACCGCAUCAUCAACAAGACGGAGACGGUGGCGGUGGCCAACGGGACGGCCACCCAGGUGGCGGUGGAGGUGGAGACGGAGCCGUUCCUCACCUACGUGGAGGGGGCCUGCGUGAUCUGGUUCACCUUCGAGUUCCUCAUGCGCGUCUGCUUCUGCCCGGACAAGCUGGAGUUCGUCAAGAGCAGCCUCAACAUCAUCGAUUUCGUGGCCAUCCUGCCCUUCUACCUGGAGGUGGGUUUGCGGGGCCUCUCCUCCAAGGCGGCCAAGGACGUGCUGGGCUUCCUCCGCGUGGUGCGUUUCGUGCGGAUCCUGCGGAUCUUCAAGCUGACCCGGCACUUCGUGGGGCUGCGGGUGCUGGGCCACACGCUCCGGGCCAGUACCAAUGAGUUCUUGCUCCUCAUCAUCUUCCUGGCCUUGGGCGUCCUGAUCUUCGCCACCAUGAUCUACUACGCGGAGCGCAUCGGGGCCGACCCGGACGACAUCAUGGGCAGCAACCACACCUACUUCAAGAACAUCCCCAUUGGGUUCUGGUGGGCCGUGGUGACCAUGACCACGCUGGGCUACGGGGACAUGUACCCCAAGACCUGGUCGGGCAUGCUGGUGGGGGCGCUGUGCGCCCUGGCCGGGGUGCUGACCAUCGCCAUGCCCGUGCCCGUCAUCGUCAACAACUUCGGCAUGUACUACUCCCUGGCCAUGGCCAAGCAGAAACUGCCCAAGAAGAAGAACAAACACAUCCCCCGGGCGCCCCAGCCUGGCUCGCCCAACUAUUGCAAGCCAGAGGGAACCCCUGGUCCCCGGUCGGCCCCCCCCGCCGCCGACGCCUGCCCCCUGGCCCAGGAGGAGAUCAUCGAGAUCAACCGGGCAGACUCCAAGCAGAACGGCGACGCGGCGAAGGCGGCGCUGGCCAACGAGGACUGUCCCACCAUCGACCAGGCCCUGUCCCCCGAGGAGAAGUCGCCCGUCACCCCCGCGGCCCACGAACGCUACAGCCGGGACCGCGCCUGCUUCCUGCUGACGGCCGGCGAGUUCGGGCCGGCGCCCGACGGCAACAUCCGCAAAGCACUAGAAUGCAGGGCAUGCUGGGAAAGGGGUUCGCCCAGUGCCCCUGUAAUGCCCCGGCUGCGUCAGCCAGGUUAUGAGAAGUCCCGGAGUCUGAACAGCAUCGUGGGGCUCCGGCUCUCGCCCGCCCCCAGCCCCCUGGGCUCGCCCGGCGCCCCCCGGCGCCCCCGCCCGCCCCUGCCCUCCGUCCUCUAG